AUGGUGUUUUUAUCUGUCAGUGUGACAUUGCUCAUUAAUGUUAUGUUGUUCUCCAAGUUUUCCUCUGCUGGGUCUCCUUCUGUUUCCUCCUGUGGGUUCCAGGGACACUACCACCUGAAUACAAUGUACAAGUCUGGAGAUGUAGUUUUAGGUGGAUUGUUUCCAUUUCACUUAUUCUGGCAUGUUCCUGAUCUGUCGUACAAGUCAGAACCACAACAGCCAACCUGCUACAGUUUUAAUGUUCAAGGAUUCAGACAGGCUCAGACCAUGGCUUUUGCUGUUGAUGAGAUCAACAGAAAUUUCAACCUGCUUCCUAAUGUGACUCUAGGAUACAGUCUUUAUGAUACCUGUACCAAACUAGGAAUUGGAUUCCUUGCUGCCUUGUCUUUAGCUAAUGGUCAGGAGAAUGAGUUCAAAUUUGAUGAAACCUGUGUGGGAACCCCUCCUGUGUUGGGAAUUGUGGGUGAUUCUUCAUCAACACGUUCUAUUGCCAUUUCAUCUGUAUUAGGUUUGUACAGAGUGCCAAUGGUGAGUUACUUUUCAACAUGUUCCUGCUUGAGUGACCGAAAAAAGUUUCCAUCCUUCUUCCGGACUAUCCCAAGUGAUGCUUUCCAAGUGCGUGCUAUAAUUAAGAUUUUAAAACACUUUGGCUGGACCUGGGUUGGCCUGUUGGUCAGUGAUGAUGACUAUGGACUCCAUGCUGCCAGAUCUUUCCAGUCUGACUUGGCUGAGUCUGGGGAAGGUUGUCUGGCUUACUUAGAAAUUUUGCCUUCAAACAAGAAGCCAGUUGAAUUUAAGAGGAUCGUGGAAAUUAUAAAGAAAUCAACAGCUCAUGUGGUGAUUGUAUUUGCACAUAGCACAGAAAUGAUUCAACUCAUUGAAGAGGUGAUGAAACAGAAUGUGACAGGUCUGCAGUGGAUGGCCAGUGAGUCAUGGGUUUCAGCUGCUGAGUUACAGACCCCCAAUCUUAUGCCAUAUCUGGGUGGAACUCUGGGCAUCGCCAUCCGACAAGGAGAAAUUCCGGGUCUGAAGGAGUUCCUGUUAAAAAUACAUCCUGGCAGCUAUGGACAUAACAUGGUAAAGCGAUUUUGGGAAUUUGCAUUUCAGUGUCGAUUUGCUCCACUUCCAGCAGGUUGGGUGGAAACUGGUGGAGCACUAUGCACUGGACAGGAAGAUCUAAAGAAAGUGGAGAGUGAGAUUUUGGAUGUUUCAAAUCUGAGGUCAGAGUACAAUGUGUUCAAGGCUGUGUACGCACUGGCAUAUGCCCUUGAUGACAUGCUGCAGUGUGUUCCAGGGAAAGGACCUUUCACUGAGAAAAGCUGUGCCAAUUUAAACAGCCUUGAGCCAUGGCAGCUUGUGCAUUACUUGCAAAAUCUCAAUUUCACCACAUCAUCUGGUGACCAGGUGAUAUUUGAUGAGAAUGGCGAUUCCUUACCAAUCUAUGACAUUGUUAACUGGCAGGGCUUCCUGAUGGACAUAAAGGUUGAGAAUGUGGGUGUGGUUCAGAAAGUCAGCCAGAAUGGUGAAGUGCUCAAACUUGAAGAAGAUAGAAUCUUCUGGAACUUACAUUUCAAAGAGCCACCCCGAUCAGUGUGUAGUGAAAACUGUCCACCUGGCACCCGCAUGGCAAGAAAGAAAGGCCAGCCUGUCUGCUGUUUUGAAUGUGUGCCAUGUUCUGAGGGAAAGAUCAGCAAUGAGACUGAUUCCAAGGAUUGCAUCAGUUGUCCAGAGGACUUUUGGUCUAGUUCCAAGCAUGAUAAAUGCAUUACCAAAGGAACUGAGUUCCUGUCCUAUCAGGAGCCUCUGGGAAUCUGCUUGACAGCUGCCUCAUUGCUGGGGACAUUUAUUUGUGCUGUUGUUCUUGGAAUCUUCACAUAUUAUCGCAGUACACCAAUAGUACGAGCCAACAAUUCAGAAUUGAGCUUCCUGAUCAUAAUUUCUCUAAAGCUGUGCUUUCUGUGCUCCCUGCUGUUCAUUGGCCGGCCUCAGCUGUGGACAUGUCAGCUGAGGCAUGCAGCGUUUGGGAUCAGCUUUGUGCUUUGUAUCUCAUGUAUCCUGGUAAAAACCAUGGUGGUUCUGGCUGUGUUUAAGUCCUCCAAACCAGGAGCUGGAACCAGACUGAAAUGGUUUGGUGUCAGACAACAGAGAGGGACAGUUCUGGCUUUGAGUUCUGUCCAGGCAGUAAUCUGCACUGUUUGGCUUGUCUCUUCCUCUCCAGCUCCUCACAAAAACACAAAAUAUCACAAUGACAAAAUAGUUUAUGAAUGUGUUGUUGGCUCCACAGUUGGUUUUGCAGUGUUACUGGGUUAUAUUGGCUUUCUGGCUGUCCUCAGCUUCCUGCUAGCCUUUCUAGCCAGGGAUCUUCCUGACAGUUUUAAUGAGGCUAAACUCAUCACUUUCAGCAUGCUGAUAUUCUGUGCUGUGUGGGUGGCAUUUGUCCCAACUUAUAUCAGCUCCCCUGGUAAAUAUGCAGAUGCAGUGGAAGUAUUUGCCAUCCUGGCCUCCAGUUUUGGCCUCUUGGCUGCACUGUUUGGACCCAAAUGUUACAUUAUCCUCAUAAGGCCCGAAAGAAACACAAAGAAGGCAAUCAUGAGCUGA
Thalassophryne amazonica is the source of this 2598-nucleotide messenger RNA. RefSeq names its product extracellular calcium-sensing receptor-like. Gene Ontology annotation, molecular function: G protein-coupled receptor activity. The record is from RefSeq and is a predicted model, not a curated record. Gene Ontology annotation, cellular component: membrane. Lineage: Eukaryota; Metazoa; Chordata; Actinopteri; Batrachoidiformes; Batrachoididae. Gene Ontology annotation, biological process: G protein-coupled receptor signaling pathway.